Porites evermanni is the source of this 9541-nucleotide messenger RNA. The record is from the annotation of a GenBank genome assembly. Lineage: Eukaryota; Metazoa; Cnidaria; Anthozoa; Scleractinia; Poritidae.
UUUCUUUCGUUCAUAACAGACACAAAUUUGGCACCGUGUGAACAGAAAAUAGAAGACGUGAAAGGUGUGAUCAAAACUGCUAAAUCUGGCACCAUCUCCAGCUGUACCUGGCUUAUUACAGUACCAGCUGGCCAUAACAUAUUCCUAAAAUUCACAACAUUGGAGUUGGAGUUCAAUUACAUUUAUUACUCCUGGCCAACUGAGAAAGAAACUGAGUUACAAGUAUGGGACGGUCACAAUGAGUCAAGUGCUUCGCUUGGAAUUUACCGUGGAACAAAACGAGCAUUUUCCCUGCAGUCCAGCGGCCGUUACCUAUUCAUACGGUUAAGACUGCUCCCUUAUACUGUUCUUUGUAAUGUUGAAGCAUUGUUUUUCGCUAGUACUGUAAUAGGUAAGAGUGAUUUUGGUCUUACUCUAGCGUGGUCAGGACUGAAUCCCGAUAUUUAUUUUACCUACAAAGGUAUAGUAAGCAAUAUAUACAAGAACCCGCAAAAAGUAGUCAAGUGAAAGAAAUCUAGGCAAACUUCAUUUAAAUCACUUAGAACUCCCUUGUUUAAGGUAUGCAGGAUAAAAAAAUUCAUUUUCACUGCCUGAACGAAUUCGGGAGCGAUGUCUCACCAAAACAUCUCUAUUGUCGAAUAAACAAGGCUGCUGGUAUCACGCUCAACAGCCGGUAAUACCCAAAGGCAAGACUGUUAAAAAUAAUGAUUCUUUUCUCGUCACAGUUUUGACUAAAAGGCUGGUUUUCACUAGGGACUUUGUCGGAGUCGAAAUUGGAGUCGGAGUAGUAUUAAAUCAGAAGCGUACAACAACAACAACAACAACAACAAAACUUUUCUAUUUAUGCAAUUGCGUAAAGAAGCCUGAAAAAACUUCAGGACUUCAACGGGGUUUGAACCCGUGACCUCGCGAUUACCCGUGCGAUGCUCUACCAACUGACCUAUGAAGACACUGACGUUGGGAGCAGGCUUCUUUACGCAAUUGCAUAAAUUGCGUUCACUGCGACGAUCAUUUCUUCAUUUUCAUUUGAUAUCCGCAGUUCAUAUAUGAUUUAUUUCAUAUAUUAUUAACACUCAUUUCUUUCACGGGAACAUAUGAACCCACAAUUGACCUGCUCCCAACGUCAGUGGCUUCAUAGCUCAUUUGGUAGAGAAUCGCACCGGUAAUCGCGAGGUCACGGGUUCAAACCCCGUUGACAUCCUGAAUUUUUUUUUCAGGCUUCUUUACGCAAUUGCAUAAAUUACGUUCACUGCGACGAUCAUUUCUUCAUUUUCAUUUCAUAUCCGCACUUCAAAUAUGAUUUAUUUCAUAUAUCAUUAACAAAACUUUAUUAAUAAGCAAAUAAAAUUACAAAAGUAUUGCCCGCAGCUAGCAAGGAAGUACGAGGCGGGACAAUGCGUGAAAAAUAUAAGAAAUAAAGACUAAGGCUAUUAACUAAGAAAAGUUUACAGUUUACAAAUAAAUGAAAUAAAAGUCGUAAUAUGGAUGAGGACUAGAUAACAGACUUCCGUAAUGCUUGCUUUUCUUUCCUUAGUUUCUCAGUUCCACUCAUAGUUGAGAAAAGGUUAAAAGAUUAAAAGAUUUUGAGGAAAUUUAGUUAGAAGCCGGAGUGAUCGAGAACACGUCCGACUAGUACGCUCUCGGUACCAAUCGUAGGUACCAAGCGUAGGACUUUACGAUCAGGUGAAAACAGCGUUCUGAUUCCGAAUCCGACAAUCUGGUUUUCAGUUGAUCGUAAUCGAUAGAGUCAUAAGCGGAGUUGAAGAAAAUGGAAACGUUCCGAUCCUUCCGACUCCGACUCUGUCGCGCUGAGGACUCCGCUUACGACUCCGAGUUUUGAUUUUCACAAGGUCUUAUGCGCUCUUACGACUCCACUUACGAUUCCGACUCCGAAACCUUUUAAAGGCUUGUGACUAGUGAAAACCAGCCUAAGAAUCAGAAGUUGAAAAACUGGCUAAUGAAGAACUGCUGAAAUGCACGCACUCUUCGUCGGGGAUAAAAUUCGAAUUAUACAGCGGACAAUCAACGAAAUUAGUUGCUGUCGUUGUUGUUGUUGUUGUUACAGAAAAGCCCGAAAUACAUUUCCCUGGACCUGCCGUUAGAGCAAUGAAGGAUCUCUGGUUGGAGUGUUCAGCGAGAAGAACUCCUCCAAUUCAGAUAACAAUAAACCAGAAUGGCACACAACUGGUUAAGGGAACUGGAUUUGCUAAAGUACCUAUUGCAAACGAAGGUGAAUACAGAUGCACAGCAAGGAAUGAAGCUGGAACUGAUUCUAAAGAAAUAAUGGUAUCUUUUCCCACAAGUAAGUGUAACCACCCCUACGCAGCGAUAAGAAUUCUCUCGUCGCAUAGUUCUACAACGAGUAGAGACCUUUAGCAUCAGGUUUUUUAUGGGAAACCGCAAACCGCAAACCGCAGUUUGCAGUUACGCGUUUGCAGUUUCACGUUGCCGAGAUUUCAAAUUUUAGUAAGGCGUUCAGUUCAGUUUAGUUCAGUUCAUUUUUAUUUAGCCAAAAUAUAAUACAAUACAAGAAUACAUAUAGGAAUUGUAAGGUUGCAAGGGAGCCCAGAAGAAACUAGAAGGCUUAUGAAGCCUGGGCUCCCCAGUUUCAGAGAAAAAAGUAAAAAUAAAAUGACAUUCGCGGAGUGAUACGUUAAAAAUAGGAACUAAACAGAGAGUGAGUUAAGUUAUGAAUUCAGUAACAAGAUAGAAAAAAAUUUAACUCUGGAUUGGGACAGAAUACUUUCUUUUGUUAGUAUGGCAGAAAGGAAUAUAUAAUCGAUUUGAACUACGCGUUCAUUGUUUAGGGUCGCAUGUUGUUUUCAUCUGGUCGAAGUGCAUCACUUUAAUCGCCCAAAAAACAGCAAUAAUUUAUUGAUUCGAGAUAAAAAAUCCAAGAAACACAUCGAAAACGGAUAUAAAAAUCUAGUUCAUGCCAUUAAACGCGAGGCUGUACAAUUUUUAGUGGCAUAAAACCUUGCUGUAAAUUACUUGCCACUGGAAGCCCUUCCUGUGGUUCAAACGUGAACUGCAAACGUGACCGCAAGGCCAUGGUCAUGUGACCUGAUGCUAAAGGUCCAUAAUAAAGACUUAACGGCUACGGUUAGUAUUCCAGUCGGUUUCGACCGGAAAAACUGUGCGUAAGAUUACCUAAAGUUCCUUUACGCUCUACAGCCGGUAAACUUCUAGCUGCAGCUAAGCAGGUUACGUACCGUGAUAAUCACCACCCACAUCUUUGUAAUCUUUUCAGAGACAUCUGAUCUUUGAACUACAAAAAUAUUUUAAUUUUUGAAAGUCAGUCUUUUUUGGCAAAGUAUUAGCGAUCCCUUAACUGAGUGUCGUGUUUUGGUGUUCUGGCCGAUAACUAUAAAAAGUCUUUUGAGGAUCCUAUUUAAGGGAAGUUCGGCCUCUGGACUUUUGAUAUGAUUCCUUCUCUUGUCUAAUGACAAACCGGGCAAUGUCUUAAUUCUGUUUCCCUCUUCAGAUUGCGAUAGCAAGUGUGAUGGAUAUGGUAAAGAUACAGGCGAAGAGGAGACGAGGGGGGUUAACGACUAUUCCUGUUCGCCUUCAUCUUCAUACAACGAUAUUUUCAGAUGCGCACCCACAAUUGCCACACGCUUGUAAGUAGAUCCUGUUGUCUUAGUACUGAAAAUCAAGGUAUUUCAUGGCAGACAUUCUUGUAAGCUUCUCGUCUUUCCAGUACAACACUGAAAAUAGUCUCUUACCAUUCUGGAUGGCGUGUCCCCUUCGUGAAGACCGUGUGAGGUGGACUCCCAUAAAAGUGAAGUGGAGGUUCAAGGCUUAGAGGUUGUAUUUCCUGUGUUAUUUUACCGCUUGCUAAGCUUGUGGCGUAACUCAGCCUCCUAACACUUGUUUAGGGCGAACAGAGAAGUAAUGACUUGAGCGUGAGGCUCCUUCAUAAAAUACAAAUAGCCCAUUUCCGAGUUGCCUCGAGACUCUGUUUUAAAGCGAAUGAUUUUAAUGAUUUUUUAUUCUCAUGUAAAUAAAACUCAUUUUCACAACAAGGUUUUGCACUUAGCCUCGUUUGGAAGGCGAGAGUUUUUGGAACUCGGAAAUGGCCCGAAUUAGACAGUUUCGUCAGGUCUCACAAAAGAAACAAUAUUUUUGCAGCUGGCUGGCGCAAGAUUUGUCGGAAAGAUUAUUUUGUUAUUUGCCAGAUUUAUUGUUAACGCAGUCCAUUUUCUUACUUUUUUAUGUCAUUAUGUUCCUCUCCUUUGAAAGUUCUGAUGAAGAAAAAAUAAUUAUAAUUAUAUAUUUUUUAAUUCAUAAAUUGUCUUUUUUUGCAUAGAAAACUCCAGUAUCACGAGAUUCGCGAACUUCCUGCUGACAGUUUUAAAAACAUGGACUCCUUGCAAAUACUGUAAGUAGUGAGAAUGUGUCUCACGUCAACGGGCAAAAAAUUGAUGAGCAGCGUUAGAAACAAUUUUAUCAUUAUUGUAAUCAACCAUCGACCCUUACGCAACCCAUUUUGUCCUGCUGAUUUUAUAACUCAAAAUUUACAGUCAAUUUCUUAUGGUUGUGAAAUUGGUACCAGUCAGACCUUUUCCACUUUUGGAAAUGUAUGAAACAAUACCUUGACGUCACAGCAUGGCGGGUUAGAAAUGUCCUCGAGGGGAUUCGAAUUGGCGUGGAAAUCUGUUGUGUUUCGCGUUUUUCCAGCAGUUUUUGCUCGCUCUUUAUAAAUACAACAACGAAAGGGAAAUGGUAGAAGACUUGCGAAUAAGAUGACGAACGAUUUUGCUCGUUAUUUUGAUCGAUGAAUCAUCUUCUCUUUGGAAUAUCUCUCGUGAAAAACUUUUUGAGGUCUUAAAAUAAUCCUCUGGACAUUCUCGAAGUAUUCUAGUUGUUUCAUGUGAAACGUGGAAAUAGGCCGCUCUUCUGGUAGACGGGCCGAGAGAUUUUUUUGUGAAGCAAUCGUCUGUGGCAAAAUGACCGCCUUCUGGAAGGACUCUGGGAGGCUGAGUAACUCGAAGAUGAAUAUGUUGGACGAUAUCAAGCUUUUCCCGGUGUUGCCGGUGUUGCUUUUCCCGGUGUUACUGCAGCUGCCUACAUUGGAGAUCGGUACUGCAUGGUUUCUGGUUAUUGUCUUUACUGACCUUUUACAUGUCAUUUCUGCAAUCACUCCAGUGACGUGAAACACUCAUUCCACGUUAAGUGGGUAAAUUACCAUUUUUUGGUGUCCAUGGCAAGUUUUGAGGACUCAAAUUGUUUUCCCAUAAUCAUUUCGCUGAAAAAUACUUAAAAUAUGCCCAAACAAAUAGCGACAGUACCCCUUUGGUUGCUCCUGUAGACAGUAACUUUGAGGGAAUCAAGGCCAAAAGUGUCCCAAAAAUGCCAUUUUACUAUGUCCGCCGGGAGGGUGGGUAUAGAAGGUUACGGUAUAUUUGUGCUUGUCGCUUUAUACUAUGGAAACUAAUCAAUCCAAUGUCUCGGAAGGGACCUAAACUAAAGUCCUACAUGAUCAUUUCUCACUGCAGGUCAGUUUUGUUGCUUUUAACUACAGUGAACUGGUGUCCGCUAUUUUUAUGAAACUUCUGUUACCUAUCUGAGGGCAGAUCACAAAUGGCCUAGAAAUAAAUAUUGCGAAUAAUUUACAUCGUGUAAAUAUUACUAAAGUUUGCUCUUUUUGAUACGCAAUACAUAAAAUGAAGAGCAAAAGCCUGUGGAAAGAAAUUGCAUCUCACAAUAGCAGGAUUUAGGGUGAACAGUUAAGUUUGUAACUUCCGUUACUAAGAUUACAGUAGGAAAAAAUGAAAAGUGGGUCCGAGUUAUUAAUUUCACUUAAAGAUGUAACAGAAAAUGUAGAAUUUUAACUUCCGUUACUGUAACUUCCGUUACCAAGAAUUUGUCCGGUCUCUAAAACUUGGGAUAAACGUCGGCUAAGUUUCAGGAAACGCUGUCACACGAUUGCCCUAUCAAACAACUCAAGCCUUGAUGACAUCUGGUGAAGAUUUCGUCAUAAGUACACCCUCAUACGUGUUCCAUUGGUGAGAUACCUCUCUGUCAAGUGUGAUAAGGGAAUUUUAGCUGAGUUUAUGGUUCGCGGAGUUUUUUUGCAUAGUUUAAAGAAGUUUAUUUUCCUUUGAAGUAUUUCUAGGCAGUUUAGGAAUAUAAGAUGAAAAUGGGACAGGCUUCUUGAUCAUUUUAAUUUUUUUUUAAAGUAACGGAGGUGAAUGGACCCUGGACCCUGGACCAACCCUGUGAAUGGACUUUACAAUAUUCAUGUAUUACAAUUCUUGUACGAAUUCUAACAGAUUACCAUGUAUCUAUUAAUUUUUUUCCUUUGAAUUCAAUUUAUUUUGCUCAUUUUGUUGUUUUUAGCCUCGUUCCACCCAAAAAUUCCAAAAUUUCAUCCAAUAUUGUUUAGCAUAAAUUCAAUUCAACAGAAUAAGUCAUAUGCAUUGUUAUUUAAGAUGGUCUGUAAUCCCAAAAGUAAGUAGUUGAAAGAGAAAUGAAAUAUUACCUUCCUUCUGUAACUUCCGUUACCGAAAUUUAUUUGAUAAUCACUCGUUUUCUACUAUAUCACAUGUUUCCAAACUAUAAUAAAGGUAAACAACACUUUCUUUCCUUCACAUUUAGCAAAAUAAAGUUUAGUCUGACGGCUUUUUUAAAGAAAAAACAUUAAAAAAACACAGCAAUUUUAAAUUUUCAAUAUUUUGUUACGUCAGACCAAAGUACACCAUGACAGAACAACGUGACUUUUUCAUUCCUUGAGUCACUGACUUGACUAAAAUGUAAAACUCAGACCUUAGCCUGCCACAGAUUUUAUUUUAAACAUUGUAGGGUACGCUAAAUUGAAAAAAACAUAGAUAUAAUGCAACACUGUGCUGUUUCAAGCCAUACAAAAUAUCACACUACAUGCUAUUAAAUAACAGGCUAUAACUUUUUAUAGAUAAAAGAUAUGUUGACCAAAUUUUGGUGUCUCACCCUUCAAUAAUACAUCUUUCGGUGAAACUAUACUUGUCUGAUUUGUUGACCUUCGAUUUUUCGAAAAUCCUUGGCACAUUUUACCCACUUAACGCGGAAUGAGUGGAAAAACCUGAAGGAGUCGGUAGUACGUAGUGCGGUGGACCCGCUNCUAAAUUGAAAAAAACAUAGAUAUAAUGCAACACUGUGCUGUUUCAAGCCAUACAAAAUAUCACACUACAUGCUAUUAAAUAACAGGCUAUAACUUUUUAUAGAUAAAAGAUAUGUUGACCAAAUUUUGGUGUCUCACCCUUCAAUAAUACAUCUUUCGGUGAAACUAUACUUGUCUGAUUUGUUGACCUUCGAUUUUUCGAAAAUCCUUGGCACAUUUUACCCACUUAACGCGGAAUGAGUGGAAAAACCUGAAGGAGUCGGUAGUACGUAGUGCGGUGGACCCGCUGCGCGAAAUUUAUUUGUCAUGUUAAAACGCUAUUUGUUCAAUUCUUUUUUUUUUUUUCAGUUGUCUCACAUUGAGAGUUCACGAGUUCUAUUGAUUUCCUGAUGCAGAGUUUUAGCAUUUUCUUUGACCUCUUUUAAAGCGGCGUUAUAGCUUUUUAUUGCUGAUUAAUAACCAUUCUAUAAAGGUUUUGUUUCUUUAGAUUUCUCCGACAUGUCUGGAUCGGAAUAACUACCUAAAUUGUGUUAUGCUGGGCCCAAAGUAAAUUUUCACUUGGCUUCGCCGCGAGUGAAAUCCUCGCUAAAAGAUAUCAACAUUAUUACUCAACAUUACUUUUGUCUUCACAAAGUUCGCUUUCCCAAACUGAACCAUGAUAUCCUUCCUGGUUACCGAGGUCAGGGUGGAAUAACAGAUCGGCCCCGCUUUACCGCUAUUGAGCCCAUGCAAACAGAAAUUACCGACACGUUUCUGUUUUCCUGCAAACGGUUCAUUCCACUGAGUAAUGAAAGGGUUCAUUGCCUUCUUUUAUAUCUGAAUUUUUUUCAUCGCGUAUGCUUGACUACUCUAUGUUUUUCUAUUGACUGUCAUGAAAACGAGCCUCGCGUCAUGUGAAUCCAAAUUUGCUCCGUGAUUGGGUAUUUGCUCGUUUUGAUUCGCAGAUCAAAACAUUUCAAAGGUGGAAAAACUCUGGAUUGGGUACUUGACUACGAACUCCAAGAUUAAAUUACCACUCACUUUUCCUGAAAAAAUCAUCCUAAAGUGCAGCGAAUGCAGCGAUAUGUGGAAUAAAUCGCUAACAACGCAACAGAUGCGUGUAUUGUAAGGUGUUGUGGGCCAUUAUUUUUCUUUCAGACCAAUUCCAUGUUCCCUGUAGUUCUAGCUAAGAAAUAAGGUUUUCUGAACACAAGCUAACACAUAAGUAAAUAAAUCUCUUUCUCUGUUACUACAAACCUGAAAAAGAGACUCACUGAAUAUUUGGCUUCUUUUCUUCCCACUAGGCAUCUAACAGGGAAUGAAAUCGACCAGAUUCCCUCAGACGUAUUUUCAGAUCUAAAAGAACUGCGUGUAUUGUGAGUUGAUAUGAAAAUAGGUAGUUUAUAGCGCAAGAGGUAACUUAAUGCGGAAAAAGUCAUAAGAAUAACAUACUUCAAUCAUGUUGCCAGAACUGUUAUUCUUCACACCUCUAAAAAUCUAAACUUAAAGUUAUUUUUUCAUUGUUUAGAAUGAUCUUCCCUCAGCCGAUAAACAGCUUGUGGGGUCGUAUGAGGCUCAAGUAUAGAGGCCCAGGCCCAUCUGAAAUUUACACCCCUAAGCGAAACGACAAGCAUUCCCGCCCCUUUCAUAUGGAAGUUCCUCCCCCCCUUGGGGUUUAGAACAUGGCUAAUUGUUGGUUUUCAGAUGACGUCACUAAGGUUCAAACUACAAAACUAUCGACCCUACUGAAAUUUUACUUUCAUGGUGUAUUAGUUUAGCUCAAAAAGGGUUCUUGGUUUUGUAAUAGAGUACGCUUGAAUUUCUAAGCUUUUGCGUGGCGCUGCAUUUACAUGACGGCCGAGAGAGCUGUCAUUUAGGUUAAAAAAGUGACUUUUUUCGAGAAAUUUUGCUAUCUUAACAGUUCAAGUAUUAGAAAAAGUAUUACAUUAAUGUUUAUGAGUUCCUCUAGGAGUAAAUUCAAGCUUUUGUACCAAAACUCGCUAACAGAUGUUUCUGUCGGUUUCCGUCCGCCAUGUUGGAGUUCAUCCGGAUGAACUCCAGCAUGGCGUCUCCAUACAAAGCUCUAUAAAUUUGGGUAAAACAUUUCCUCGGAUAUCUCGUAUACGGAUUAUUCCUUCAACCCAAAUCUUGGCGAGGGUCUUUGUAUUUUACCUCCUUUCAUUUCCCAGAUUCUGGACUUUAUCUGCCGAAUUGUUUUGAUUUUUAUUUUGAUCUAUUUUGAAUGGCGUGACACUGAAAACCAGCAAUAGGCAAUUAAUGAGGUAUUUGUGAAGAGAGUCGAUCUUAAUCUCUCCCCAAAACGUUUCCCAGUUACAUGUUCAUACUCAUCCACAUAACUAUGCAUUAACGCUGUUUUCAUUUAACAGAGAACUUGAAGAGAAUAAAAUUGAAGACCUACCUGUGGGGACGUUUGGAGCACUAUCCAACCUACAAAUCCUGUAA